Molecule: messenger RNA, 562 nt
Organism: Racocetra persica
Lineage: Eukaryota; Fungi; Glomeromycota; Glomeromycetes; Diversisporales; Gigasporaceae
Source: the annotation of a GenBank genome assembly
AUGGCUGAUUCAGAACAUGUAGUUUAUUCAAGAGUAGUUGGUUUCAUUUCGUUAGCUUGUUGGAUUUGUGUUACAAUUCCCCAACUUUAUGAAAACUAUAAACGAAAAUCUGGCAGUUCAGUAUCAUUAGCUUUAAUAUAUAUAUGGAUCAUGGGAGAAUUGCUUGAUUUGAUUGGCGCUAUUUUACAAAACUUACUACUAACGGUGAUUCUCGUCGCGCUCUACAACGCUUUGAUUGAUAUCUCUUUAUUAUUGCAAACCUACUAUUACCGCUCCCGCAAAACACCAGACGUUGCUGAAUCUGAUAAUAAAUCUGAAGAAUCUAAUAAUACCUCUGACGAAUCUACUGGUGAAUUUAUUAAACAUAAUGAUUCAAACGUAGAAUCACAAAAGCCAAUGCGUCAAUCAAGAUUUAAACAAUUUUUGAAAGUUUUUGCCGGAUUCUUUGUUAUAUGUUUGAUUGGGGGUCUUGCUUAUAUUAUUUCUUCUCAAACGAAGACAGAAUAUAAUCAAAGUGACGAACUAGAAUUGAAAUUAUUACCGCAAAUUUUCGGAUGGUCUA